GGCCGGAGAAGGAGCGGGGCCGUCGGGGAAGUUUCUUGAGCAUCGGAGAGGUGUCGGAGAAGCACACCUUUUAGCACGGGAAGAUGAGUGAACUUGACCAGUUACGCCAGGAGGCAGAGCAACUCAAAAACCAAAUCCGAGAUGCGAGGAAAGCAUGUGCUGAUGCCACACUGGCCCAGAUCACAGCCAACAUUGACCCUGUGGGCCGCAUCCAGAUGCGUACUAGGAGGACACUGCGCGGACACCUGGCUAAGAUUUAUGCAAUGCACUGGGGAACCGAUUCCAGGCUGCUGGUUAGUGCAUCACAGGAUGGCAAACUGAUCAUCUGGGACAGCUACACCACAAACAAGGUCCACGCCAUCCCCCUGCGCUCCUCCUGGGUCAUGACCUGUGCCUAUGCCCCGUCCGGGAACUACGUGGCCUGUGGCGGUCUGGAUAACAUCUGUUCCAUUUACAACCUGAAAACGCGUGAAGGCAAUGUGCGCGUGAGUCGCGAACUGGCUGGCCAUACAGGCUACCUAUCAUGUUGCCGUUUCGUGGACGAUAACCAAAUUGUCACCAGCUCUGGAGAUACCACUUGCGCCCUUUGGGACAUCGAGACCGGCCAACAAACCACCACGUUCACCGGCCACACCGGGGACGUCAUGAGCCUGUCCCUCGCGCCCGACUCCAAAUGUUUCGUCUCCGGUGCCUGCGAUGCCUCGGCGAAGCUGUGGGAUGUCCGAGAAGGGAUGUGCCGGCAGACCUUCACCGGCCACGAGUCGGACAUCAACGCCAUCUGCUUCUUCCCCAAUGGCAACGCCUUUGCCACCGGCUCCGACGACGCCACGUGCCGCCUCUUUGACCUCCGGGCCGACCAGGAGCUCAUGGUCUACUCCCACGACAACAUCAUCUGCGGCAUCACCUCCGUCGCGUUCUCCAAGAGCGGGCGCCUCCUCCUCGCUGGCUACGACGACUUCAACUGCAACGUGUGGGACACGCUCAAAGCAGACAGAGCCGGUGUCCUAGCUGGCCACGACAACCGCGUCAGUUGCUUAGGCGUCACUGACGACGGCAUGGCCGUGGCGACGGGCUCGUGGGAUAGCUUCCUCAAGAUCUGGAACUAAAGUCUGUAGAAUAGCCGUGGACUCCACGCUGACUGGAAGAUUUUUCCAACGGUUGAAAAUUUACAAAUAACGUAUCCAAUCAUACUAACUUGGACCCCUCCCCUGUCCCACCCAGCCACCAUCACCAUCUCGCAACUGCUGAAAAAAAAAUCCAAGAGCACAAUGAAUCUCUCCGAGAAGAAUUUUUGUGGUUCUAUACAAAUAGCGAAAGAAGUAUAAAUUGUGCAUUCCUUUUGGGACCACUUUUCGUCUAGGAAACUAAAGAAAAAAAAUCCACACUUGUGUAAGCAUGUCCAGACAAAAAGAGAGAGAGAGAAAGGGGGGAUAAAAACAUUGUGAAACGAGACAGCUUUUAACUAUCACUGUAGUUUAAAGAUUACAAACCGUUGAUCUGGUUUUACUGACUUUUUUUGAGUUGGGCGGGUGGGAGGGCCUAUGUUUUAAUCUCACUUUCAGACUUUGAAGUCGUGUUGGUAGCAGGAUUGAGAUCUACUUUUCUGUCCAUAUUUCCUUCCCUCCCCCUCCCUUUCCCCUCCCCCCCCCCUUUUUUUUAAAAAAAUGCAAAUUGCUUUUAUGGCCAAAAUGUUGAGCAAGGUGAGAGAGUCAGAGCCCAGAUCUUCUGGAAUUGUUCAUGCUGUAAAUUUAGUCCCUGGAUUUUUAUUUUUAUUUUUAAUUUUUGUCUUAGUGUCACAAAUCGUUGCACAAAUAUUGCAUAUAUAGAAUGUUAAGAAAUAAGAUAACCAAGCACAUGCUGUACAUGGUAUUGAAUGUUUGUUUUCUUUUUUAAAAAGUUCACCUUUUAUGGGGAAACAAAAUGCAAACUCUAGGUUUUUCCACCCCACCCCAGACAUUAUUCAUACUUCCCCCCCACUUUUGCCUACUUUGGAUUACUAAGGCCUUGUCAGAGGGCCAUUUUUACCCUAACACUACCCUAUAAUCUCAACAAACCAACCAGAUUCUGUGGGGUUUGUGGGGGGGGGGGGACCUGUUCAGCACUUGGCUAUUCCAUCGAUUCUUUGUGUAUGAAAAAAUGUACAAAUCAAUGUUUUUGAAAAUACUGAUCUUCAACUUUCUAAGUUAAUUGGGAAUAAUGGAAAGAAAACCGAUCUUUUUUUUUUCCUUUCCUUUUUACUGUUUGCCAUCUUGGGUUGGGUUCCUCUUUAGAAUCGCAUGCUGUAGAAAUGCUAAAGUGCAUCUGAGGCUAAGGCGUCCUUAUCUGUGUUUUUUUUUCCUUUUUUCUUUUGAGGAAAAAUAACCUGGGUUUAAAAAAGCUGUAGCAAUUGCACCGAUCUCUCCAUUCUUUGUCACUACUCUGUGCAUAAGCCAUCUACAAAGAAUGAAAAGUGCAUCUGAAGCUCUGCACGCCCCCAGAGUAGCACAACGUCCCUUUAAUUCUUUUUUUUAAUGAAACUGCCUGUUUAAACAAUCACUGAUUUUGAUUUUUGAGGUGGGGAGGCGCGGGGAAUAACAGACCAUGCUUAUUCAUAAAUUUAAAUUCCUAGCCGCCCAUUGGCUCUGUCCAAAUGAGCCCUUCUGUCAGAUUAAAUUGUGUGUUUUUUUCUUUUUAAUUAAGCAAACAGCAUUUGGGCAGCAAAAUUCCCCUUGUCAAACUUUCUCCGCUUUUCUCUCUCUCCCGCCAUAUCAGGAUUUCGCCUCCCUCGCUGCUUUCGAUCCAUUCUGGGUUUUUUUGUUUUGUUCUUUCCCUCUGCAACAUUCUCUACCAAAAAAAAUAUGCGCGUUUUUAGGCCUGGAUUUGGCAUUUCAAAAAGUUUUUUUUUUAAUUAAAAAAAAAAAACCACCACAGCCCUCCCCUUCUCCCCCCCCCCCCACUUCAUGAAACUUUUCUCCGUAGAGCUUUCUCCACACCCUUGUAUCCUUCACUCUUUUUGUAUUUAAUUUUCAAGUCAGUGUACUUCAAGGAAGCUGGAUGCAAGAUAGAUACUAUAUUAAAAUGUACUGUUAUUUAAGAUGUAAUAAAGCAGUUUGACAUGA
Hemicordylus capensis (graceful crag lizard) is the source of this 3098-nucleotide messenger RNA. RefSeq names its product G protein subunit beta 1 (gene GNB1). The record is from RefSeq and is a predicted model, not a curated record. NCBI's taxonomy places the organism in Eukaryota, Metazoa, Chordata, Lepidosauria, Squamata, Cordylidae. Gene Ontology annotation, biological process: G protein-coupled receptor signaling pathway. Gene Ontology annotation, cellular component: cytoplasm; heterotrimeric G-protein complex. The transcript has 11 exons. The coding region runs from base 84 to 1106 and encodes 340 amino acids. Gene Ontology annotation, molecular function: signaling receptor complex adaptor activity; protein binding.